This is a messenger RNA of Pseudozyma flocculosa PF-1, 858 nucleotides long. RefSeq lists its product as uncharacterized. The coding region runs from base 1 to 858 and encodes 285 amino acids. The transcript is spliced from 3 exons. Lineage: Eukaryota; Fungi; Basidiomycota; Ustilaginomycetes; Ustilaginales; Ustilaginaceae. Gene Ontology annotation, cellular component: proteasome core complex. The record is from RefSeq and is a predicted model, not a curated record.
AUGUCCGUCCUGGGCUACCCGGGCGCAUCCGUCCGUCCCGCCGCCGCACACCCGCACCAGGCCCGUGGCCCCGUCGGCCACCAGUUCUCCCCCUACGACUCCAACGGCGGCAGCAUCGCCGCCGUCUGCGGCUCCGACUUCUGCGUCAUCGCAUCCGAUACUCGUCAGAGCACCGGCUACAACAUCCAGACCCGCUACAAGCCCAAGGUGUUUCGUCUCAACGACAAAGCGACGCUAGCCACUAACGGCUUCGCCGCCGACGCCGAGGCAUUCGUCUCGCUCAUCCGCCAGCGCCUCGAGUGGUACCGCCACGCCCACGGCCGCUCGAUGCCCCUCCACUCGAUCGCACGCAUGAUCUCGACGAUGCUCUACGGCAAGCGCUUCUUCCCCUACUACGUCUACAACAUCCUCGGCGGCCUCGACGAAGAGGGCAAGGGCGCCGUGUACAGCUUCGACCCCGUCGGCAGCUACGAGCGCGAGUUUUGCAGGGCCGCAGGCGCCGCGCAGAGCCUCAUCCAGCCGUUUUUGGAUAACCAGAUCAUGUUCCGCAACCAGGUCUCGACGCCAGAGCGGCAGGUACCGACACCAGGCCAGAUGACGCUGCCCGAGGUGCUCAAGAUUGUAACCGACUCGUUCACCUCGGCCACGGAACGCCACAUCGAGGUGGGCGACGGCCUGGAAAUCUACGUCGUCCGCACGCCCACCAAGCUCGGCGCGCAGGCCGUCGGCGCCGCCUCGGUCGACCUCGCCGCGCUCCCUUCGGCCGUGCCCCAGACCGUCGACGAGGCCUACGGCGGCGAAGACGAGCAGGAGGACGGCGCCGUCAUGGUCAUUAGACGCGAUCUCAAGCUCGACUAG